UCCAGCCCUCUGUAGCCACACUCGUUUCCUGCCUCCCUUGCCCAAGAGCAGUCUCCAAGUGUCGGUCUCGCGAGCCCAAUAGCUAGAACCCAGAAUACAAGCCCAGAACUGCUUCCACUUCGUGAAGAAAGAGAGAAACAUGUCUUACGCACCCGACGGCCGCCUCCUGUCGCCUGGUGAGGUAUAUGAAGCCGCGCCCGUGCAGGUCAAGGACGACGAGUGGCAAGAGGACCUGAAUGUUGCUUUGAUCUGCCCCGACUGCAAAGAGAACCCUCCCAAUCUGGUAGAGGAGUUCAGUGCUGGCGAUACAAUCUGCGGCUCAUGUGGUCGCGUCCUCGCCGACAGGAUCAUCGACACCCGCUCGGAAUGGAGAACCUUCUCUAAUGAUGGCAAGCGCAUGCUAACAUGGUAUUCAGACCAAGGUAACGAUGAUCCAUCACGUAUUGGUGACGCUGCCAACCCCCUUCUGCACGGCUCCCAGCUUCAGACUGAGAUCGGUUUCGGUGACGGCGGCAUGAGGGUUCGCGAUCUUUCCAGGGCUCACAACAAGAGCAACCACGACAAGGUCAACAAGGCGCUGCAGGCUGCCUACGGUCAGAUCACAGCGCUCUGUGACAGUCAGAACAUUAGCAGACCGACGGCCGAAACGGCCAAGAUGCUCUACAAGAUGACGGACGACGCCAAGCUGUUCAAGGGCAAGUCACAGGACGCCAUCAUCGCCGGCUGUAUCUUCAUAGCCUGUCGAAAGCACGACCAGCAGCGCAGUUUCCGCGAAAUCUUCAAAAUGACCAACGUGUCCAAGAAGGAAGUCGGCCGCACCUUCAAAGUUCUCGAAGCUUUUAUUCAGAAAUCGCAGAACAGCGGUCCAUCAGUCGCCGGAAAUGGAGCUGUCAUCGACACAGUCAACCUUCUCAACCAAAAAGGUGGCACCACUGCCACCAGCGCCGCCAGCCUCAUGCCUCGUGCCUGUGCCAAGCUGGCUUUGGGUACCCAGGUCCAAAUGGUGGCCGAAGAGUGCGCCGACCAGGUUGCUCACUAUGGUGUCGCAGCCGGUCGAUCUCCUUUGUCUAUCGCUGGUGCUUGUCUCUACCUGGUCUCACAUCUCAUGGGCCAGCCCAAGUCACCAAAGGAAAUCGGCCUCGCCGUCGAAGUCAGCGACGGUACCAUUCGUACCGCAUACAAACUCAUGCAUAUGGAGCAGGAUAAGAUCAUCAAGGAUGAAUGGAUUGCAAAGGGUGGUGACCGAUCUAGGAUCCCUGCUGCUUAG
Messenger RNA from Bipolaris maydis ATCC 48331, 1267 nucleotides. NCBI's taxonomy places the organism in Eukaryota, Fungi, Ascomycota, Dothideomycetes, Pleosporales, Pleosporaceae. The record is from RefSeq and is a predicted model, not a curated record.